AAAAGUGGGCGGGAACGAUGUUGUGAACUGCUGGGUGACUGGUGUGCUUUGGAUUGUUUUUGGAGUUUGACCGCUCAAGGACCAAACAACAGGAUGGAGGUUGUUGAAGUAAAUUUUUAGCAGAGAGAACAAAUGAUUUGGAAAUCUGGGUAACGAAGAGCCGAAACGUAUUACGUUUGGAGAACAUCAGUUGGUGUUCUCUUGAAGUCAUGGAGCCUUCACCUCCUGGCAGUCUGCCCACCUCAAAACUCAUCUCGUCAUCCCACACCGUAAUGAGUCCAGACCCUUCAUCGCUUGACUCGUCUACCUCGUCAACACCAGACAGACAUAAACCUCAGCUCACGAUGCCCACCCCCCCAACCACUCCAUCUUUUUCUCCCUCCACUGCUUUCCCUCAGACCUCACCUCCUCUUCUCUCCCGUUCUUCAUCACUGUCCUCACCCACAUCAUCGCCUUUGCACCAACCAGUCAGAAGCUUCUCAAAGAUGGGCAGAUCUCAGCUUAACGCAGCAUCUACAGAGAAUGGAAAUGUGCCACAAACGCCUACCACACCUGAAGCAGAAGAAACAGAGGAGACGAGUUUUGAGAAUUUGGAAGAGAGCGCAAAGUCCGGAGAUGCAAAGGCACAAGCCAAGAUGGGCCGUUACUUCCUUGCCCUGGCAGAGCACAGCGAUGAAGAGCUGAACAACUGCACAGCAGUCACUUGGCUCAUUCUGGCUGCGAAACAGGGCCGCAAAGAUGCCGUCAAGCUGCUGAAGCAAUGCUUAGCUUUCAGAAAAGGCAUCACUUUGGAGAACUUUGAGGAGGUGAAGAAGUUGUGUACAGAGACACAGUUUGAGAGAGGAGUCAGGAAGGCAGCACUCCUCAUGUACUGGAAGCUCAAUCCUGAGAGGAAGAGGGCUGUGCCCGUUUCAGAGUUGUUAGAGAAUGUUGAACACGUCCACACUGAACCAGGCACACCUGUCUCACCUGGUCCUCUCAAUAGCUCAGCUAAGAAACAAAGACGGGUCCUGGAGACGAUGGUCACCAGUGAAGGAAGUUCCCAUGUUGGAAUUGACGAGUUUGUGGAGAUGACAAAGAAGUACGCUCAAGGAAUCCCCCCAUCCCCUGUCAUGGCUGCCGUAGCAGACGACGACGAUGAUGAUGAUGAUGUGGUCGUGAAGAACCCAGAUGAACUGCCUCUGCAUCAGAAGCUCCUGAAGUUUCCUCUGCACGCCCUGCUGGAGAUCAAGGAGCAUCUCAUUGACUGGGCCUCCCGCGCUGGCAUGCAGUGGCUGAGUGCCUUGAUCCCCACCCACCACGUCAAUGCACUGAUCUUCUUCUUCAUCAUCUCCAACCUCACAAUCGAGUUCUUCAUCUUUGUCAUCCCUCUGCUGGUUUUCUACCUGUCCUUCUUCUCCAUGGUGAUCUGCACUCUGCGCGUGUUUCAGAACUCAAAGGCAUGGGAAAAUUUCCGGGCUCUCACUGACCUGCUGGCUCAUUUUGAACCUGGUCUGGAUCUGGAGCAGGCAGAGACUAACUUUGGAUUGACUCAUUUGGAGCCUUACCUGUACUUCCUGCUGUCUGUGGUCUUUGUAGUUUUCUCCUUCCCUGUGGCUGAUAAAUCCUGGAUUCCCUGCUCAGAGCUAGCUGCAGUUGCGCUCUUUUUCACCAUCACAGCCUUCCUGAGCCUCCACGCCUCCGCCCAGCUGUUUGCUCGGAAAGCCCUCCUCACGGAGGUCUUUUCUGGAGCCUGCUCUCUUGCCCACCUCCUGCCAGACUCUCUUCGGUUCUUGAAGGUGUUUGGGGUGACAUUCGUCACAGUGCCUCUUGGAGACACUGUGGCAAUAAACGUGGGGAUGCCAUGUCUGCUGUAUGGCCACCUGUUCUACCUCCUGUUCCGCAUGGCACAGCUGAGAGGCUUUAAGGGCACCUACCUGUGCCUGGUCCCCUACUUGGUCUGUUUCACCUGGUGUGAGCUUUGUUUGGUGUUCCUCAAAAAUGCCACAAUCAUAGGACUCAUCCGGACUUUUGUGGGCUACUUGCUCUUCCUGUUUGCUCUUCCUGUGCUGUCACUGGGUCUGGCAGCCAUGCUCAUGAUCCAGGUGCUGCAGUGGUUCCUUAAGCUGGAGCUGGCCAAGAUGGUGGUCACACUGACCGUCUGCUUUGUUCCAGUCGUGCUCCGGCUGUGGACGCGAUUCAGUCUCAACCCUGUCGUGGUGGUACGGUCUUUAUCGCGGAGCAGCAUUGUGAAGCUCAUCCUGGUGUGGCUCAGCGCAGUGAUGCUCUUCUGCUGGAUGUACGUCUACAGGUCUGAGGGCAUGAAGGUGUAUAACUCCACGCUGACGUGGCCUGAAUACAGCAACCUCUGUGGUCCACUGGCCUGGAAAGAGUCCAACAUGGCUCAAACCCAGAUCCUGUGUUCUCACCUGGAAGGGCACCGGGUCACCUGGACAGGACGCUUCAAGUACGUCCGUGUGACCGACAUCGAAAACGGCGCACAGUCCGUCAUCAACCUGCUGCCUGUAGUUGUGGGUAACUGGAUGAGAUGCCUCUACGGGGAGCCCUACCCUAGCUGUGAUGGGGGGAGGAGUGCCUCCCCUGAGCCCCAGCCGUUCCCCGCUCCCUCUCCUCCUCCUCAAGAUCCACUCUGUAAACUUAAAAAACUGGCCAAGCAUGAAUGCCACAUCAAACGAUUCGACCAUUACAAAUUUGAAGUCACUCUUGGAAUGCCCUUAGAGAAGAAGGCCAAGGAUGGCACGCUCAUCGAGGACGAGGACACCACAAAGGACAUCGUCCUUCGGGCGAGUAACGAGUUCAAGUCGGUGCUCUUACAGUUGAACACCGGGAGCCUGGUGGAGUUCAGCACCAUACUGGAAGGGCGUCUAGGCUCCAAAUGGCCCGUAUUUGAAAUGAAAGCCAUUCACUGUUUGUCUUGCAAUGACGGCAGAGUUUCCAGCCGCAGGCAAUACAAAAUCGAACACGACUGGAGGCGCACGGCCCAGAACGCCCUUCAGUUUGGCUUUGACUUCUUCUUUCACCCCUUCCUGACUGCCCAGCUGGAGCAACACUUGGACACAGAAAUAGAUACGGUGUCACAGGAGGAUGGGUAGAGGAACUUGUGCCAAAAAAAAGAUGUGCUUUAAAACAAACAAAUCACUUUCAGAUGAAAGACGGUUGCACAACACUAUUCCAAUUAACACAAAUGUCCAAUCACUGAAGGAGAGUUCCUGACAUCCUGAAGCACUUUUAAUACUUGUAUGAGUCUGGGUUUUAAGUCAAAUUAUACACGAUUCAACAAAUCUAAAGCACUAAUGAGGUCACGAGGAAAACCAAAAUCACUCAUUUUACUUUUUCAAUUCAAAAUUUCAAUUCGGUUUUCUGUUUUAUUCCCAUUUGUUUGCAUGUAAAUCAACAUCCUGACAUAAUUGACAACCAAAAUCAUCAGUAUUAAGAUUGUUUAUGUUGUUUAUGAAGUUUAUGGUAUUAAAAUAUAUUCCACUUAGCCUCAAAACUGCUAAAAGACAAGUUUAGCUUUAAAAAUCACAAUUAACAAGUAAUGAAUGUCAUAUAUGCUGUCAGCAUUUCCUUUAUAUAGAAUGUUUGCAGUGGUUUUGAAGUGGUCCGAUUUAAGUGCCUUUAAUGUUUUGGGGGUUUUUUUGGAGGGGGGGUGGGUUAAUCUCUUUGGGCACAUGUGAUUUGAACAGUUGCUGUUCUCUAUCCAGUGGGUUGUUUCCCUCUCUGCCAUGCAGGGCUUUAAUAUACCCAGUUAGUUCAAAACUGAAGACUAUGGCUUUGUUUACUCUGACCUAAAAUGAUGGAAGAUGGUGUUUAUUUUGUUAAGUACACAUUUAAGAAAACCCUUCAGGCUGCUAGAAAAGCUGGUCAUGUUUAGUGCAAUGGACUUUUUCUUUUCUGUAGGAUUUUUCAUGUCUGAGUAAGAAAAGACUUAGGUCCUUCUGUUUCAAGCUGGUUGUUCAUUGAGCUUCCUGGCUCUGUGUCACAUUUUUGUAAUGAUCAUUUUAAUAGUGGAGGCCUGUGCUUUCCUGCUGCCAUGGGAACAGCUCAGUUAUUAGAUUUAUGCUGCAAAGAUUAGGAAAUAAAUGUCACGUGAGGUUCAAAAUCAACAAAGCGAAAUAACUUGAAGUUUGUUGAAUCUAAAGAAAAUUCUGAAGUGUUUUACUCUAUAAACUGCUGGUACUUAAAUAAAUGAUUGUUUUUUGUGUGUUUUUAGUUUUAAAGUCUGUGCAAAUAAAAUAAAAAACAUAAUUGUUCUAUUAUUGUUUCAUGUAGUACCACCUUUGCACAAAUGAUCAAUAAAUAAUAAAAAAUC
Oryzias latipes (Japanese medaka) is the source of this 4312-nucleotide messenger RNA. It is a transcript of the gene wfs1b, whose product is annotated as Wolfram syndrome 1b (wolframin). Gene Ontology annotation, molecular function: protein binding. Lineage: Eukaryota; Metazoa; Chordata; Actinopteri; Beloniformes; Adrianichthyidae. Gene Ontology annotation, biological process: endoplasmic reticulum unfolded protein response; calcium ion homeostasis. The record is from RefSeq and is a predicted model, not a curated record. Gene Ontology annotation, cellular component: endoplasmic reticulum; endoplasmic reticulum membrane.